Messenger RNA from Ananas comosus (pineapple), 4562 nucleotides. RefSeq names its product bifunctional serine/threonine-protein kinase/NEDD4-like E3 ubiquitin-protein ligase. The coding region runs from base 912 to 4028 and encodes 1038 amino acids. Gene Ontology annotation, molecular function: metal ion binding. The transcript is spliced from 9 exons. The record is from RefSeq and is a predicted model, not a curated record. Lineage: Eukaryota; Viridiplantae; Streptophyta; Magnoliopsida; Poales; Bromeliaceae.
GAGAGAGAGAGAGAGAAAUAUUAUACGCAGAGUGGCGCACGUUAGCGAGCCGAGGAUUCGUAAAAAUUUCCGCUAAUAUUAGCUCCCUUUCUCCUUCCUCAUUCCCCUCCUCUGCGAUCAAUCGUCCCCGCUCCCCGCGGCGGAAGCUCACGAUAUCCUCCGACGCUCCCCACCCGCCAUUGCCGCGCGAGGGCGAGCGCGAUCGCUUCUCCUCGCGAUCCCGAGUCGAAUGACCCCGGUCUCGUGCGUGUAGGUCGCGAAUUAGGGCAUCCUUAGCUGGUUCUCGUGGUCAGGGUCCUCUCCCAUCCGGCAUUGCCGAUUCCUCGAGGUUCUAGUCCUCAGGAGACGAUUCCAGGUUUGGAUUUGAGCUCCUCUUCGUCAUCUUGGAGAUUCUGAUGCGAUUUCGAGGGUAUGGGGUUUCGUUGAUGGAUUUAAGCUGUUUGGGAGCUCUGUAGUCGUUUAGCGUAGCUGAUAUUUCGUUUCCGUAGAGAAAUUAUUGCCGUGGGAAGAGCUGCGGGUGAGAUAUACCCUUUGGAUUGAUCAUAUGCUGCUUCCUUAUGCGAUUCGAGGGUUAAAGGUGACGGCAUUUGGUUUAUAUGCUUGAUUUUGGUGGAUUUUGGUGAUUUGAAGGGCUUUCGAUCUUUGAGAGAUUUAGUUCGAGAGAAAUUGUGGCUUGAUCUGUUAAUUUCGGACAUUAGGGUUUCAUGUUCGAAGAUAUCGUCCAUCUUGGCUUUUCUCGUGCGGUAAUGAGAUAAAUGAAACAUCUGGAGUUCAAUUAUCCGGAAAGUAGGUUGUUGUGUGAUAUAUUUUAUGGGGCGGCAUCAACGAUUUCAUCCAAGUGGGACACAUUAUUUCUCCUGUUCAGAUGAGUUUGGCCCUUCACGGAUGCAAAACCUGCAUUUGAGAGCUGGAUGGCUGAUCCUUUGAGGACUGGUCCCAUUGAGAGGGACAUAGAGCAGGCCAUUACAGCCUUGAAGAAAGGGGCACAUCUGCUGAAGUAUGGACGCAGAGGAAAGCCAAAAUUUUGUCCAUUUAGGCUCUCUAAUGACGAGUCUGUAUUGAUCUGGUAUUCUGGAAAAGAUGAGAAACAGCUAAGACUCAACCAGGUUUCAAAAAUAAUACCUGGACAGCGUACUGCAAUAUUUCAGCGCUAUCCACGGCCUGACAAAGAAUACCAGUCAUUUUCUCUUAUAUACAGUGACAGAUCAUUAGAUCUGAUAUGCAAAGACAAGGAUGAAGCUGAAGUCUGGUUUGUUGGUUUGAAGGCUUUAAUUUCACGUGCAAAUUGUCGAAACUGGAGAAUAGAAUCAAAAAGUGACAGAAGUUCAUCUGAUAGUUCAAGCACAGUUACUCGGAAAAAUUCUCCACCGACCGCACCCUUUGGUGGUGCUGAUUCCUUGAACAAGGAUUCUGAGGGUAUACAUGCUCAAUAUGAAACACAUCCUAUCAGUACAUUUGGAAGGGUAUUCUCCGAUGUGAUACUAUACACUACAACAUCCAAAGGCUCCCUUAAUUCUGAUGCUGUGAGUAAUUCCAUCAACUCACUCUCAUCUGGAGGUGCUGAUAUUUCAAACGUGCAUGGGUCUGCAGUUGAUAAUAUUAGGGUUAGCUUAUCUAGUGCUGUAAGCUCCUCAAGCCAUGGAUCAGGUCACGAAGAUUUUGACGCAUUAGGUGAUGUUUUCAUUUGGGGUGAAGGGGUAGGUGAUGGCUUACUAGGUGGCGGUUUACAUAGAGUGGGAAGUCCAACCUCCAAGAUCGACGUUCCUUUGCCAAAAGCACUGGAAUCAACUGUAGUGCUGGAUGUCCACAAUAUAGCUUGUGGGACUCAGCAUGCUGUUUUAGUUACAAAACAAGGGGAGGUCUUCAGCUGGGGCGAAGAGUCUGGCGGCCGGCUAGGGCAUGGAAUGGAUUCUGAUGUGUCCCAACCUAAGCUCAUCGAUGCUUUGAGUGGAAUGAACAUUGAAUUUGUGGCGUGUGGAGAGUACCAUACUUGUGCUGUGACUCUAUCUGGUGAUCUCUACACUUGGGGUGAUGGUGUGCACUCUGGCUUUCUUGGCCAUGGAAAUGAGACUAGCUACUGGAUUCCUAAAAAGGUAUGUGGCCAACUUGAAGGUUUGCAUGUCUCAUCUGUAUCUUGUGGCCCCUGGCAUACAGCUGUAGUUACAUCAGCAGGUCAGCUAUUCACAUUUGGCGAUGGCACAUUUGGUGCUUUGGGUCACGGAGAUCGGAGGAGCAUGAACAUACCAAGAGAGGUCGAAGCUUUGAAGGGAUUGCGAACGGUGCGAGCAGCUUGUGGUGUUUGGCACUCUGCUGCUAUUGUGGAAAUUAAUGAUAAAUCUGAUUCUGGUGCUCCAUCAGGCAAACUAUUUACAUGGGGUGAUGGGGAUAAAGGUCGACUUGGUCAUGGUGAUAGAGAGCCUAGAUUAGUUCCAGCUUGUGUGGCAGCACUUUCUGAGCCGAGCUUUUGCCAGGUAGCUUGUGGGCAUGAUGUAACUAUGGUUUUGUCAACUUCUGGGCAUGUAUAUAUGAUGGGUAGCAAUGUCUUUGGGCAGCUUGGAAAUCCAGAGGUCGAUGGGAAACGUCCCACUUGUGUUCAAGGAAAUAUUUCCAACAGUUUUGUGGAGGAAAUUGCAUGUGGGGCUUAUCAUUCUGCAGUUUUGACUUCUAAAACUGAAGUCUAUACAUGGGGUAAGGGGGCGAAUGGUCGGUUAGGGCAUGGCGACAAUGAUGACCGAAAUACCCCAACACUUGUUGAAGCUUUGAAAGAUAAGCAGGUAAGGAGUGUUGUGUGUGGAUCAAACUUCACUGCAGUUAUCUGUCUUCACAAGUGGGUAUCUGGGGCUGAUCAAUCCGUGUGCUCUGGUUGUCGCCUCCCAUUUGGUUUUAGAAGAAAGCGCCAUAACUGUUAUAACUGUGGUUUAGUCUUUUGCAAAGCAUGCAGCAGUAGGAAGUCAGUAAAAGCUUCUCUGGCACCAAAUGUACAUAAACCAUAUCGUGUUUGUGACGAAUGCUAUACAAAGCUUAAGAAGAUCAUUGGGGACGGAAUAGCUCCUCGAAUCCCAAAGCUUCAAAAUGGAAGCACGAAUCAACUGCCAAGUGAACAGGCUGAGAAAGAUGUUUUAGAUCCAAGAGUGCAGGGACAAUUCUCUAGGCUGUCUUCAGUCGAUUCCUUUAAAGGUGAAAACAGGCAACUAAGGCAGAAUAACAGUCGAAUUACCCCAAUCUUAAAUCAAUGGAGAAAUUUUAACUCAACAAACUCUUCGAACAUUCAAUACGCAUCUUCUAAGAAGAUAUUCUCUGCUUCUGUUCCAACCUCAAGAGCAGGUUCUCGUUCAACAUCACCGGUGCCAUUUAGGCCAAGCCCACCUCUUCCAACAAAUGCGCCUACUACAAGCGGUCUCACCUCUCCUGAAACUUACAUGGAUGACUCAAAGCAAGCAGAUCAGGAUCUAAGCCAAGAAGUUGCUAGAUUACGAUUACAGGUGGAGGAUCUAACACGUAAAUCUGAGCUUCUUGAAGCAGAGCUGUCUAAAACUUCAAAACAGUUGAAGGAGGCUACAGCAAUAGCAGGUGAAGAAGCUGCGAAGUGCAAGGCUGCUAAGGAAGUAAUCAAGUCUCUUACUGCACAGCUGAAAGGUAUGGCCGAUAAAGUACCCGACAGGCUCAUGAUCGGCAAUAAUGUUUCUAUUCAUGCAUCUGAUCCCUUCGGACAUCAUUCCUGUGAGAACAACAUUUCGUCUGUACCUGAGUUACCCGAUUCAAAUGGUGAGUCAGGUAAUCAUUUGCCUUGCAAUGGGAACAGGAUUUCAACAGAGGGUGAACGGGUCGAACAGAUUGAACCAGGAGUUUACAUCACCGUAGCCUCCUCACCUGGAGGUGAUAAGUAUCUCAAGCGAGUUCGCUUUAGUCGGAGAAUGUUCAGUGAACAUCAAGCAGAAAAUUGGUGGGCCCAAAACAAAUUGAGGCUUCAGGAGAAGUACACUAUCCUGACUGCAGAAAGCCCCAAAACUGACCCGGCAACUGUCUGACCGGAGAGAUAACAUCGAUUGACCCCCCACUAAUGUACACGGCAGCGGCCUCCACCGGUAAAUGUAAAUUCUCUCACCGCUGGUGGAUGCCACACAAACCCUCUUUUGACUAGUUCCGCAGAUUUCGCAGCUGCACACAAACAAGGAGAGCUGUGCACAGAAACCCAGCGAGAUUGAAACCUCCGCUGCUUGAUUGCGCAUCUAAAUUCUUAAUGAAUCACUGGCGCACAAGCUCUUUUCUCGUAUGCUGUAUCAUUUUGCUAACAUCAAUUCUAUUUUACAGUGAUAGUUCACAUAAUUUUUUUUUUAACACAUUAAUUUCUCUCUUACUUCGCAAGCCUAUUGUACUAGAAUUGGUUGAAUCGACAUGUUUCAGAGAAAAGAACCUAUUUUUGUGGGUAACAUCGGCCGAUUAUAGCGGCAUUGCAGUUGCUAGGUGUUUUGGCACCAAUUUCAUCUGUAUACUUAGUGGAAACUGUGUCUAGUCAUAUUUAGAUAUUAUUAUUAUUAGUGCUAGUCUCUGAUCUUUAAUCA